Xyrauchen texanus (razorback sucker) is the source of this 5283-nucleotide messenger RNA. RefSeq names its product N-acetylglucosamine kinase (gene nagk). The record is from RefSeq and is a predicted model, not a curated record. NCBI's taxonomy places the organism in Eukaryota, Metazoa, Chordata, Actinopteri, Cypriniformes, Catostomidae. Bases 16 to 1053 code for a protein of 345 amino acids. Gene Ontology annotation, molecular function: N-acetylglucosamine kinase activity. The transcript has 10 exons.
GGCGGUAGAGAAGAGAUGAGCGCUAUAUACGGUGGAGUGGAGGGUGGCGGAACACACUCCAAAGCAGUUUUGCUUUCUGCUGAUGGACACAUCCUUGCUGAGACAGAUGGACCAUGUACUAACCACUGGUUGGUUGGCGUUGAUAACUGUAUCAAUGGUAUCCAUGAUAUGGUCCAGAGGGCUAAAGUUGAGGCAGGACUGGACCUGGACACACCAGUUUUUUCAUUGGGCAUGUCUUUGAGUGGUGGAGAGCAGAAGGCUGCUAUUCAGAAGUUGAUUGAUGAUAUGAAGGAGAGAUAUCCCAAACUGAGCCAAAGUUAUUUUAUUACCACUGAUGCCAUUGGUGCUGUGGCAACUGCCAGUGAUCAUGGAGGUAUAGUGGUGAUAUCAGGCACUGGUUCGAACUGUAAACUGGUGAAUCCGGAUGGCACACAGGUUGGCUGCGGGGGUUGGGGUCACAUGAUGGGAGAUGAGGGUUCAGCAUAUUGGAUCUCUCACUUAGCUGUUAAAACCGUUUUUGAUGCCAGAGAUAACCUCAUCACACCCCCUUGUGAUGUCACCUAUGUCAAAAAAGCAAUGGAAGAAUAUUUCCAGGUGUCUGAUUUGAUGGGGAUGCUUCCUCAUUUGUACAGAAACUUUCAGAAAUCUCACUUCGCCGGGUUCUGUAGGAAAUUGGCUGAAGGUGCCAGUGGUGGUGAUGCGCUGUGCCAACAUGUGUUUACUGAGGCUGGAAGAGCCCUUGCACAGCACAUUGUAGCUGUCUUGCCCAAAGUACACCAGGAUCUUUUUUCUGGUGAGCUUGGAUUGCCUAUUCUGUGUGUUGGUUCUGUAUGGCGCAGCUGGGAGCUGAUGAUGUCUGGUUUCACUCAGGUCAUCUCACAGGCUCAAGCUAAUGGUUACAGCCACUUCCGUAAGUACAGCCUGUACACACUACUCCAGUCCUCUGCUGUGGGUGGCGCUAAACUGGGGGCACUGAAUGCAGGUGUCACUCUCCCUCUGGACUACUCUGCCAAUGCCAAUGUGUUUUUCAGCCAUAGUUUCAGCAAUCAAUGACUGGGGUGAAACCAGUCUAAGAUCAGAUUUGCCACUACAAUCUUUUGUUGAUAAUGGGACCAAAGUGGGAAUAUCCUGUUUUUAAGCUGAUAGGGACGUUCUUUUACAAACUGUCCACUUGGGUGUGCUGUUUCUCAAAUUGCACAUCAAAUCUUAUUAAUCAAAAAGCAUGUAAACAAAGCAUUAAAAGCAAUUAUAUGAAAUUAAAUGUAUUAAAAAGGAAUUUCAACACUUUUAAAGCAUGGCAAUCAUGAAAUUUUUGAUAUUAUCAUGGAAUGGUUUUGUAUCUUAGCAUAUCACAAGUUUUGAUAAAUAUAAUUUUUAAAAUUAUUCAAAUAUGUUCUUAUUUGGUUUAACACUGAAAUGUCAUAGUUUCUGUGUGGACAGGCCUCAGUCUUUUGGUUGAAGUAAAAACAGACUACAUUCAUAAAUAUAAAUAUUAGCUCAACCAAAAUUAUUCAGUGGAGAGAUUUUCCCAUUCGUCGUCUUUUCCUCUGUAAAAAGGAAAUGUUAGACAGACUGAGGCUAACAUUCUGCCUAACAUCUCCUUUUGUGUUCCAUGUAAGAAAGAAAGUCAUAUGGAUUUGGAACAACAUGAGAGUAAAUCAUGACAGAAUAUUAAAUUUUUUUGUGAAUGAUCCCUUUAACCCUCCUAUUGUGUUCAGGUCAUUUUUGACCCAGGAGAGGUAGAUGAUACCACGUAAUUUUUAGUACGGGAACCAAACUUUGUGACUGUCAAGAUACACAUAAAUACACAUUUUCUUUUUUUUUUCCUGAUUUGUUUUUACAUCUUUUGCUUUCACAGGUCAAUUGUGACCCAGGCAUCAUUUGUGGCUUUACAUGUGAUAUUAUGUAGAUUUUUGUGUACAUCUAUGAUUUGGAUUUUUUCCUUAUAAACACUUCAUUUACCCUCUUCCCCAUACUCUUUCACUGGGACUGCAUCUUGUUUACAAAUAUGCACACACAUUGCUGUACAAAACAGACAUGACGGAUGUAACAAACAUAACAAAUAAACUAAACCUAAGGUAAUACUGUCUAAAGGGGGUGUGGCAAGAUUUCAUGCACACAUGCAUCUAAAUAGGGCUUGAAAGAGGAAACCAAGUUGUUUUGAGCAGUUAUAGGAAUAUUAAUAGUAAAUCCAUUCAAAUUACUUAGAUGUUAUAUAAAUUGUAUAUUAUAUUAUAUUUAGCUACAAUUUCACAGAAAUGUUAUAAAAAAUAUAUAUUUUGAAAUGUGUUGAAAAAUGUUUUAAAUGGCAUAUAAAUGAAUAACUUUUAUAUUUGUCAGUUAACAUGCCAAAAAAUAUCAAUCUUUUUAAAUGUAUGAACGGUUGAUAACUUAUUCAUGACUUACAAUAUGGUUUUAGAUGAAAACCAUCCGGUUAUGAAUGAUUUAUAAGCUUGAAUUCCACCGGGUCAAAAUUGACCCGCGAAUGCGAAAAGGUGUAUGCAAAUUUUGAACGCAAUAGGAGGGUUAAGCUAAUAUCUGGAGUCCACAAUCAUUCAUGAUUUAAUGCUUUCAGGCUGUUUGUUUAACCACAUAUCUGCAAGAAUAAGUCCUUCACUGUCUUUUUCUGUAAACAAGAAGCUUGGCCCUUGGCAAAUCACUGACUGCAGCUGUAUGCUGCCUUGAGAGUGUUGAAACAAAACAGCAUGUUUACAUCCAGCAGUCCUCUAGUUUCUUAGAUUAGCACUGUUAGUAAAGUUUAUUGGUUGUGACACAAAAUAGCUUGUACCUAUAAAUCUUCAAUCUUUGCUAUUGUGAAUUUCAAACCUAUAAGCCUGUUGACAGAUGAAAUGAAACCAUGUUUGUAAAGUGUAACCUUUUCUGCAUGCUAGCAUUCACUGUACUAGUUCUAACUAGUACUAGCUAUUUAGGUUAUCUCUACUUUUAAGUAUUUAAGUUGAGGUAUUUUAUUUCCAAAUAUUUAAGACAAGCUGGACAUUUUAAGAUCACACAUUGAACUAAUAGUAAUUAAUGUUGGUGAAGAAGAUCCAUGAUUCAUGCUUCAGUUACUAUUCAGUUUUUCUUUUCAUUCAUUUAGUGCCUGUAAAAUAAAGAUGGGCAAGUGCCGCAGGGUAGAACAGAACUCUGUGAUUAUUAUGAAUGAAUUCAUUAGAAGAUAAACAAACUCAAAAGAUACUGAUUGGAUAGGGAGCAGCAUUUGAGCUAUUGUGUACUUGUGUAACCUUUUGACAUGCAGUAUUUACUGAGAAUUAGGUCUUAUAAUGAGACUGUGUUAUGAUGUACAGCAAUUUCCCUUGAUAAGAUGACAUGUUGAUCCAUUUUCAGACAUUUCAAGUUCAGCCAGUUAAAAGAACAAGCAGCAGUUUAGUGUACAGGUGCAUGAAUCUUUGUUACAAACAGAAAAGAUCUUUUGAUACUAGUUUUAUCUCAUAUUUGAUACAAAUAUGAAGAUCUCAAAUUUCUGAUAAAGAAAAUCCCAGUACACUGUGGUAUGCCUACUAUUUUUCUGUCAGAGAAAUGAGGCACGCAGAGAAAGUUCAGCAACUUCUCUGAUAAUAGAGAUUAUUUUUAGAGAAUUGUGACAUGGCAAGAGGUAUUGUGUUUGUAUUGAGUAUUGUAUCUUUGGCAAUUGUUUAUAGAAUAAGAUAUUAGAUAUGGAUUAGUCUAAUCUAAUAAUCCAGUAUGUUGAGGAAUUCCCUGCUUGGGCUGCGUGAGAUGAGUGCACUGAGCAAUGAAAAUAAAUUAACUGCUUGAAAACGGGUUAAUUCACUCAGACUAUUUAUACAUGAGAUUAAUCACUAUAAACACAACAUACACUGACGAGCCAAAACAUUAUGACCACCUGCCUAAUAUGCUGAUGCUACAAGACCCCUGAAGGUGUCCUGUGGUAUCUAGCACCAAGACAUUAGCAGCAGAUCCUUCAAGUCUGUAAAUUGAGAGGUUGAGCUGCCGUGGAUGGGACUUUUUGGUCCAGCACAUCCCACAGAUGCCCAAUCGGAUUGAGAUGUGAGGAAUUUGGAGGUCAGGACAACACCUUGAACUCUUCAACAUCUUCCUCAAACCAUAUCUGAACAAUGUGCAGUGUGGCAGGGCGCAUUAUCCUGCUGAAAGAGGCCACUGCCAUCAGGGAAUACCAUUGCCAAGAAGGGCUGUAUCAACGAUGUUUAGGUAGGUUCAAAUUGACAUCCACAUGAAUGGCCGGACCCAGGGUUUUCCAGCAGAACAUUACACUCCCUCCACCGGCUUCUCAUCUUCUCACAGUGCAUCCUGGUGCCAUCACUUCCCCAGGGAAAUGGCACACACGUACACAGCCAUCUUUGUGAUGUAAAAGAAAAUAGUACUCAUCUGACCAGGCGACCUUCUUCGACUGCUGCCCCAAGGUCCAGUUCCAACACUCGCAUGCCCAUCAUAGCCGCAUUCGGCGGUGGACAGGGGUCAUCAUGGGCACUGACUGGUCUGCGGCUAUGCAGCCCCAUAUGCAGAAUGGUUUGUUACACUGUGUUGUGACAUUCCUCCAGUAACCAUCAUUCAAAUUUUCUGUGACUUGUGCCACAGUAGACCUUCUGUCAGUUCAGACCAAAUGGGAUAUCCUUCAUUGCCCUCGCAUAUCAAUGAGGCUUGGGCGCCCAACACCCUGUCGCCGGUUUGUGGUUUGUUCCUCCUCGGACCCCUGUCGGUAGGUACUCACCACUGCUGACUGGGAGCACCCCAAAAGCCUUGCCAUUUCAGAGAUGCUCUGAUCCAAUCGUCUGGCGAUAACAAUUUAGUCCUCGUCAAAGUCACUCAGGUCUUUACUCCUGUCCAUUUCUCCUGCAUUCAACACGUUGACUACGAGAACUGAUUGUUUGCUUGCCAUCGAAUCUACACAGACCUUGCCAUGUGGCCUUUUUUAGGAGAUGAUCAACAUUAUUCACUUCACCUGUGAGUGGUCAGUGUUUUGGCUCAUUAGUGUACAGUAUAUGCAAUUUACAACUUGCAUUUGCACAGACAAUGAAGCGAAUGAACCGGUGAACUUUGAACUAAAUUACGCUCUAGUCAUAAUAUGCGUAACUCGCAUUGUGAAUAUGCGGUUUCCAUUAAAAAAAAAAAAAACACUCAACGCAAUGCAAUAUCCUAAACUGGCAAAACACAGAAAAUGUAUAAAUCUCUUUAAGUAUGAAUAAUUCAGAAUACAGUAGGCUAACUUAUAAAGUGUAGCUAAUACUUCCGUGUAUUCAUUUUAUGCUAUUAUUUUAGUGGCUCUGGUUUUCACAAGGAGAGAUG